UGUAGCACCAGCGCUCGUUCGUCUGCAGUGUGUUGCGUCUAGGUUGCCGGGAGACUGGAUGAGAAGCGCAUCUCGCUCUGCUGCUGUCGCUCAAUUGCAACGCAUUGCAUUUAUGGGGAUUUUGUGCAUGCAGUUUCCAGCCCAGAUCGCCUAAUUAUCGGCUCGAUCAGUGUGGUCAUAUCGGACGCAGGAAAGCAGCAGAUGGAUUUAAAGCGGCUCAUUCAGUUGUGUGUAUACCGUUUGGUGUAGGCGGCUCCAGUCUUGUACCUGUGUUCUGUUUUGUGUGAAUGUAUCAGCUGUAUAUGCCGCUUGCUCGAUCGUUAUUUUUACGCACGAUUCAUACGUACCACUAACUAGUGCGAGUGAUUCAUUGAAAUCUGCACGAUGCCAUUGCCGGCAAGGCUCUACCCAUUGCAUACAAUCAGGAUUCUAUAGAUCUGGUAGUGUGCUUUUAUGUAGAGUAGAGUAUACAUUGGAGUGAUCACCGGCCAACUUGCUCGAGCUUAUGUUAUAUACAUUGUGGCUCAGUUGGGAUUUAGUGUCUGAAUAGAGACAGUGAAGAUCGGUUUGAGCACAUCAAAACUGUGCAUACUUCAUGUACACCAAAACCAGUCUGAACGGAGAGGAAUAUUACACUGCGAUUUAGGGCCAACAUAUCUGUAUCAGAGCGGAUAAGGGCCUAGAAGGAAUCCCACUCAAGCCCAAAGCUCGUUCAUUUCUGAUUACGAAAUAACUCAAGGAUUAUUCGAAGUCUCUCAUUCAUGUCAUUGUGAUUGUAUCUGGAUGUUCAAAAUCUUGCCACGUCUCUUCCCCACACAAUGGCCUACUGAGACAACAUCGACAUCACUUGGAAAUUCUUAUCACGGUGGCUGGACCAGCUGCAAAGGUGACCCUCUGGCGUUCACAGGGCCUAUAUGCUAACCUAUGGAUUAAAUGUACUGAAAUUUGACAUGCUUCCUUUUACAUCAUGUCUUUGCCAAUCAAGCAAAAGCUGGAAGAAUGUGGACCCUGAGAGGCGAGGUGGGAUCUCAUUUGAAAAAACUGACAAGAAUGCUCUCUAUGUUCGUAUGCUAGGAGAUGUUGUGGUACGAAACCGACCAGACAUAGCCAAAGACCGGCGUCACAGCAUACUCUCAGAUGCUGAUUAUAAGUUAAUAGAAUCACUUGAAUCAAGUGACAACAAUAAACCUCGAUGUGGUCUUCGAUUUGCUAGUCUUCACCGGACUCCCCGGCGCCACCGUCCUCGGCUCAGGUGCUCCCCAGAAAAUGCUUCCAUACUUGAUGAGAUAUACACAGGCCAAACAAAGUGCCUCCUUUCCACAGUAGGAAACUGGGACUUCAACAUUUUUACACUUGACAAACUAACUAAUGGGCGACCAUUGUUCUAUCUGGUCACGCACUUGUUAGUAGAGCACGGCCUAAUCAAACGCUUUAACUUGGAUAUGGUCAGAGUCAUGAGAUGUAUAACGAUGAUAGAGGAGAGUUACCAUAGCAACAACCCGUAUCACCAUGCCGUACAUGCUGCCGAUGUGACCCAGGCUAUGCACUGUUAUCUUCAGGAAGAUGUGAUCGGAAGUUGUAUGACACCGUUGGAGAUCAUGCUAGCCAUUCUUUCAGCGUCGGCCCAUGACAUCGACCAUCCCGGCGUCAAUCAAGGAUUCCUCAUAGCAACCAAAAAUCAUCUCGCUGAUCUUUACCAGAAUCGGUCAGUGUUAGAAAACCACCACUGGCGAACAGCGAUGGGGAUAAUUCACGAGUCGGGAAUAUUCAAUCAUUUUGAUGCGGAAGAGUGGAAGCAGACAGAAAACCAACUCAGGUCAUUGAUAUUAGCCACAGAUAUCACCAGGCAGCAAGAAUUCUUGCGCAAAUUUAAGAAAUUAUUAGACAAUCAAGAAUUUCGGUUGAAGGAGAAUGAGAGUCAUCGGCACUUUGUCCUGCAGAUCGCACUGAAAUGUGCUGAUAUCUGUAACGUCUGUCGGCCAUGGGAUACAAGUAAAAAAUGGAGCCAUAGUGUCUGUAAAGAAUUCUUCCAACAGGGUGAAUAUGAGCGAAAGUUAGGAUUACCAGUGACGCCACAAUGUGAUAGGAAUAUAACCAGUGUAGCAAAAAUACAAUCAGAUAUCACCCUGAGCUUCAUCCAACACGUUGUGCAUCCGUUGUUUCAAGAAUGGAUACGGUUUCUCCCGACGAAGCUCAGUCGCGUGAUGUUGGCGAAUUUGCACCGCAACCGCGACAGCUGGGAGGUAAUCAAAGAGCAGCAUAUGGUGCCACCCCCGGUGGAAAAGAUCGAGGAACUGGUCGAAAAGACCGACAUGAUUGAGGAAAAUGAAAAAGAGAAUUCACACGUUACAUUUCAAUUUGCUGAAAAUGAGAAAACGGAGACGCAAACUAUCACGUUUACGGAGGAGGGCAAAUUAGACUCUGAUGAAGACGCCAUGACAUCCAAUAGUGCCAUAGACAACCUCGGAGACAUGAUCUCUGAAACUCAUUCUCAUUAUGAAUUAGAAGCAGACGAUAGUAAUAUAGAUAUUCCUAUACGCCUCAAAUUACGGAGGCAUAGUCUGCCGCCAAAUGUACCGAAGGUGGAGGAAUGCAAUAUUUUUGUGCGGCGACAGAGCUUUCCACAUGUCGGUAGUAAACAAUCAUUAAAUAAACUCAUGUAUCAGAAGACUACCUCAUAUCAGGGUAUAGCGGCUGUUUCUGACUUUGAUCAAGACGGGAAUAGAAGUGCUAGUAUGGAGACUUUAUUAGGUCAGCGGCCAAGGAUUACUUCUCUUAGCCCUAGUGUAGAAGCCGCUCGGCUAACUGGCGUAUCACCUACGCCUGAACUCCAGAAAUAUCUAAGUACGCGACGCGCGUCAUUCCCGUUGCAAAGGACGAUUAGCAAAACCACUUAUACAACUGCACGGUUGUCCUUGCAGAAAAAUAUACUUGUGCGGGAACCACUUGCUCAGAUUCACGACAAUAAGGAUAAAAAUCGUACGCCAUUGCGGUCUGGGCGCCCCCCAUCACGCUCUUUCCCUCAAGAAGGCAGCAGCAAACGGGAUUUAUUCUCAGUAUUUCCGGAACGGUUAAGAGAGAAACGAUUCUCCGAUCCGGGUGCUACGAUACCGCCAUAUUUGCUCCGUGCAUUGGAAAUGCGUGCAAUGAAGGCCCAAGAGGAGGGCUCCUCUGAAAGUAUACAUUCAGAGGCAAGUGAAAACAAUAGGACGUUCAAACCCAGCCGUCUGCUGGGGCGUCGGCUGAGUUUGGAAGGAAGCCAGGAGUUGUUACAUCAUGGAGGAAGCAUAGGCAAGUAACUCAGGGAUGUAAGAAGAAUACUUAGAUGUAUCAGCCUCUUAGAACCAGGGUCCCCCCCCCCCGACCCAUCCAACCAUCAACACCAACCUCAUCAUCACAAAACCAGACAUCGGAUAAUCACCAUCGUAUUGGAGAUUGAGUUACGGGAUCCGACUGACAAUACUCGCUCUUCUAUACACUGCCAUACCAGUUUAUUCUACUCCAAAUUGUUGGGUUGUGCAUCUGUUUUCUGUAUCACACUGUUGGGGUUGAGUGCUAAUGGUGAUAUCUGUGACAAUGUGCAAGAAGCAAAACUUGUCCUAGAAAGAUCAAUCUUUCUUGAAAUCUGGACCUGACCAAUUCAAAGUCAUCCACAUUAGUAUGGGUCAGAAGUAACAGUAUGUCACUCUGCAUUCGAUGUGUGUAACAAUUACUUAUCCAUCACUUUUGCAGUCUAGCAAGAUUUUAAAAGAAUUGUUUCUCAGGUACCACCAUCAACCUCAUUUAUUAGAUCAAGGUGCCACAGUUCCAACUAAUCUUGAGGUGGAGUUAUCUUUAGGAACAUAGCAAGGACGUUAUUGUGUCUUAUCAUUUGUUUUCUAUUUUCGUUUGAACAUUUUGGUGUUACUAGCAGUGUUAUAUAACACUUGAAGUGUCAUUUUAUGUCAUGAUCAGCUCUUUGUCUGUUUACUUUAUGUAAAACUCUGACUGGGUUACAAUGAGGAGUUUUCAAAAUGCUGCAUGUGUAUAGUUCUUACUCAGAGAAGUUGUACUGAUAAAGAGUAAAGGCAUAAUUUAGAGGUUCGUAAAGUGAACUGCAAACAAGUGAUUUGAAAGCUGUAACUUAUGAUUAUGAUUGCAUGCAAGAAGGAAACUGUCGCAUCAUGACAUAUUGACAUCAUCAUUUGUUGAUCUUUGACAUUGCUUGACAUGUUGAUGGCCAAUAUGGUGACGGUGUGACGUCACGUGAAAAGUUUCUAUUAAGAAUUUUUUCAUGAUCUUUGAGGUGAUGUUUGAGAACAAUCGAGGGAGUAUCUUGGGAUAGAGACUCGAAAACGAACUUGUUGAAUGGGUUUCAGAUUGCAUUGCAUGGGGUAUAUGUAUAAUGUCAAAUUCAAAACCUUGGCCAAAUUUGGAAUAACUCAACUAUCAUGCAUGACAACUAGCAACAGCAGUGAUACACGCUUUAACUAAAUAACAUGCUUGAGAAGUGAAUGAAAUUGUCUUUGAUUAUUGUAAGUCUUACUUGUCAAGUUUCUCAGCAUGGAAUCUAAAACUGUUUUUCAGUAUCCCUCUGCUGUUCUUGUUUUUAAGUUCAUUACCUCCUUUAGUCCCGUUAGCCAGGAGAUUUACAUAUUAGGGCUCAUUAACCCUGGGUUUAUUUGUUAGUAUAGGAGAUAUUACGUGUAUACUCUGAUAAGUUUCAGGGAUAUUUCAUUUCUUAGCUGUUUAGGACAUACGUGAAAAGAGUAAUGAUGGUCAAUUUGUUACAUUUGAAUUAAAUUUUAUACUCAAAUGUGUACACAUCUGCUUUUAUACCAACAUUUUUGUUUUGUCCUCAUUCUUGAGAAAGUGUAAUGUUCACUGUCAAAUCAUUUAUUCACAGCUUAAUCUUUGCAAGACACAUCUCAAGUAUAUCUCUGGCUCCUAUCAGCCAUCUUUUGUCCAGUUCCAACUUCAAAACGACCAUGAUUAUUCCCGAAAAUUGCUGAAAUACCAUUUAAUGUAGCAUAGGAAAUCCCACCAUGCAAUGAAGAUCAGUUUGAGAAUGAGCAAAGCCUCAUUUCUGGAGUAUCUGGACAAAACUGGAGGAGAUGUGAUGAUAUAUGCGUUCUUUUCGUCACGAAUCUUUAACCUCCUGUGGCAUUGUGGCAAUUUUAUUCAACGGGUUGAUUCUUUACAGGGUGUUGGUGAUUUCUGUUUUAUAAUCAGAACAAUACAAAAUUCUCACCAGGUAUAGGCACUUUUACUCGAGAAGAAGCAGUAUUGGGUGUAUGUGUACAUGCCAUAAAAAACAGGUAAUGAAUUUUUGAUGAAUGGUUUGCUUGAGACAAUCUACAAUAACAGAUAAGGAUUGUGAAAUGUGUCUAUGUUUAUGGGCAAUCCCUAAAAGAAUGGCAUUUGUCUCAUCAAACUUUUGUUGCUACUUUAGGUGUUAAUAAACGGUGUCUUUACAUUAAGUAGAGACAUCUAUAGUUACUUGUAUCAAACUGUGUUGUCUAUAUUGUUUGUGUGUAACAGAUGACAAUGUUGGCACUACGGUUUCACUUCUAGUAGGUAAGGUAAGGUGGUACAGUUAUAACCCCAGUGCAAUAUCAUAGCCUCGGUGUGCAUCAAUGUGUAUUUCCGGUUGUUUUCUACACUGUAUGGGCUAUAACCGGGUAAUUAUAAUUGUACCACUUUACCUUAUUGUGUCCUGGUAUAGACUGCAGUCUGGUCAUUAGGGAUGGAGGUGUGUGUCCAAUCCUGACAGUCACAAUUAGAACUCAUCCCAAAGGGAAAAACCUGUGUCCUGUCCUGACUAUUCAAAAUGAAGCGGCAGUUGUAGACUUGCCAGUACCCUAAAGUAUACAUUGUGUUUGACCAGCAAUUAGUCAAAGAAGGAAGAAUGUAGGGAACAUUUAGUCUACCACACUGCUACGACAAUAUUGAUGCGGACCAGAACCAUACAAGUAUAUUCCUCUAACUAAGUUUAGGGAUGAAAUUUGGCUUAUUUUAUAAGGAAAAGUUAUUUUUAUGCCUGUUGUCUUGUUAACCAGCCUAUUACAGAUUCAUUGGCGAUGUGGCCUGUCUAUCUGAAUCUUGGGUAACAGUGAUUUGGCUAAAUAAUGUCUUUUUGUGGUAUUUGAAUUUCACCACGGAUCUUAUCGUAUGUAUGUACUCGUAGGGUUUUUUACACUAGAGCAACAGUUUGUCUCAGUCUAGUUAAGUCAGUUUUUAUGUCAGUCUUGGAUUGUAGACUUGUAUUUUAGGCUCUAUUGUGACCAGUCAUGUUGGUUGUGUCGAUGGAUAACUGGAAUCAUCAAGUUUUGAUGAUGUUAUGUUCAUAUGAUCUAAGCUGCAAGUUGAAGAAACUGCGACAUUUUUUCUCUUCUGUUGAAAUUGUAAAGCUUUCAAAUUGCUUUUGCAAUAAAUGAGGGUUUGUCUUUUAUAUGCUGAUGGAUGGACUCAAACCUUUUAAAACCUUCAGGAAACUGACUUGUAAUACUGCACAGAUAUUUUGGUGCAAACAUACAAUUCAGUUCCAUUUUAUGAUUUUUUGUGAAAAGUUAUUUAGGACAUUUCAUGGGAUGUCUGUUUAUUUGACUUAGAAUAAAAAUCGUCAAAUUUGAAUAUGGUAAGGAGAAACUCUAUUGGAGACUUUCACAGUUGUACCUUUCAGGCUUGAUGGAUUUUAGUCUUACCAGUUCACCAAACAUUGGUACAGUCAAAAUAUACUUUUUACAGAACAAAUUAGACCCAGACAGUUUGUAUAGUGGUAAUGUAAGACAAUGUAACAGUCCAAUGCUGAAUCAAUUAAAGGACAUAUUGGGUGAUAUGAUAUAGUAAAUGCUUUUACUGAAAAUUUUGUGUGCAUUUACAUGAGGCUUUUCUGUAAAAACUGAAGUAACAGCGUUACUGGUAUUUGUUCAUAUCACCCAUUGUCAUGGAAGCAUUGUCUUUAGAACCAAAAUGUGAGUUGCUCCAGUUCAGUAUGCAGAUAAUGAAAAUGUGCUGUUGGGGUUGGGCUCAACAUUAAUUUAUUGUUAUCAGUUAAUUCAGAGAGGAGUAAUUACAUUUUUUUGUGAAGUUGGCCAAAGGUUUAAUUGUAAUUAACUAAGGGAUUGAAUUACUCAAUGUACAGCCUUGCUUAUAGGAACAUCCUGAAAUAGAAGAAAUAAUAUAACAUGACUUUAACACAUUUUCCAUUAAAUUCCUGAAACAUUUGUGCAUGGGAAUAACUUUGUAUUUAGAACUUACUGAAUGGCUUAUGGUUCAUAGCCCCUAUGAGUAUCUUAUCAAGAUGUGGCUAAGAAUUUGAAUAACUGGCUUCAUCAACUCUAAAAGACUGUUCGCUGCACAUGCUGUCAGGGACAGGGACAUAAAAGGUCAGAAUUGAGUACAAGUACCCCAUCGAAUCUGCUCGGAAGCAGUUACAUAUGUACCUUUACAGAGCUUAUGAGGUGGUGGAAAUACAACAAAAGAGGUAUUACUGUGACAGCAAAACGUCCUGCGUGACAUCACAUUUGAAAUCGACAAGAGGCAUUACUGACAAUGUCACCAUAGUCCUUGUUGCUGUGCUGCAAGAUUCCCAUGAACAUGUAUUUGCGCGACUGUUAAUGUUCCUGUUGAUAGACAGAGUUGUUGGGGUUCCUGUUAAGUUUGUACGGGCCUUGAAAAGGUCCACUUCAUCAUUGUCAAAACUUAUUGAAAUGACCAUUUGUUGGAAUGCUCUCAAUGUGCGCAUUUCAAUGGAACAGUUGUACCUUUUGUGUUAAAGAUGAUUUUAGUUGCGAGGUAUAAUAACGUAAUUUUCUGCAAUUUUUUCGAAUGGUCUUAGUCCGAAGAGUUAAAAGUGAAUGACAGGAUGUAAUAGUUGUAAUAGGAUGCAGUGUAAGGUGUGUGAAUUGAGUCCAGUUUGCUGGUCCUAGUAUUUUGUCAUGCUAUGGUCUAGUGUCCAUGUAUUGUACAGCUUUCGUGUAAAGAGAAUAGCUCUUGUAGUGAUCACAUACAACACAUAGAGAAAUUUUAUGCCAAAAUUGGAAAUUUGUAAUAGCAAAGGUAUGAAUGGUUAGGCUAUGUAAUUUAAAAUUUUUUAAUAUUAAAGGACUACUUCAU
This is a messenger RNA of Lineus longissimus, 8097 nucleotides long. Its product is annotated as high affinity 3',5'-cyclic-AMP phosphodiesterase 7A-like. Gene Ontology annotation, molecular function: 3',5'-cyclic-AMP phosphodiesterase activity. The record is from RefSeq and is a predicted model, not a curated record. The transcript has 14 exons. NCBI's taxonomy places the organism in Eukaryota, Metazoa, Nemertea, Pilidiophora, Heteronemertea, Lineidae. Bases 915 to 3299 code for a protein of 794 amino acids.